GCAAGUGACAGACCGAGACAAGGAGUCCUUUGAGAAUAGGGCCCAUAAUCACCACCUGGCACAGGGCCUAGCACACAACAGAUGUAAAAUAUUUGCCGACUUAAUUAUUCGUUACAUUAAAAAACAAAAUCUCCAUGGAACACUUAAUGAUCAGGCCAGGCAGUUCUACGGUUGGGCUGUCUAGGUAUGAUCCUGUCCACAGAUGGAGAAUGUGUUGGAAUCAGUCUCAAAUCUCUCUGACCACCAGAGUCAACUGGGAAGCCUUAAAUACAGAUUCCUGGACCCAACUUUGGAAUCACUGCAUUAGAAUCUCUAGGGGCAGAAGCUGAGAAUCUGUCUUCAGACACGUUCUAAAGGUUAUUGUGAGGCAGUUGGCCUGGCUGUAGCCUUGGUAGUGUGAGUCCUAGGAUUAAGUGCCUUCUAGAACUUUCUUCUGACCAAGAAAUGCCUUGAGAAACCAUGGCUUUACUAUGAUUAAAGGUAGUAACAUCCCCCUGGGAAUUUGGAAGAUGUCUCUCAAGUUUUGCAUUCUCUACGAAGUCUUCCCACCUCAAACCACAGCCUGUUGAAGUGGAAGGAACCACAGAGGCCAGGAAGUCUUUAGCUGAGUUAAAGCCUGGGAGCAUAUGAGCAAUGGCUGACACACAGAUAAAGCUGAAGGUUCAAACAAGUGGUGGAAGGAGUGUGGAAAUUAAUCUUGCAGAAGUGGUUCUCUGUGCGAGAAACAUCGGCCUGACCACCUGACUUUCUGAUCACAUUCUGCUGGGAAAAAGUCCAAGGAACAUCACUAUCACACUCUGCUGGAAAAAGGACCAAGUCAUCUCAUCAUGGGAACAUCUUAUCAAUAGCCUGUUGGGCAGCAAGCCAUACUGCCCAGACCCCUCCCUUCCAUACCUCUCCGGCAAGGAUCACCCCCAUUGCAGAACAUCACGUCCAACACCAGUCUCCAAUUAGUGGGCAAAGGCCCAAGGAACACCAUGAUGACAUCCCACCAGAAAAAGGGCCAAACCGCCUAACCAUGGCACAUCUUAUUGAUAUCCUGCCGGGCAGCAAGCCAUACAAUCCAGAUUUCUCCCAGCCAUACCUGGGUCUCCUGUGUCUGGGAUUUCAUAUAUGGCUGGCUGGUAUUCCCAAGGGUCCAGUGUCAUUUGAGGAUGUGGCUGUGGAUUUCACCCAGGAGGAGUGGCAGCAACUGGACUAUGCUCAGAGGACCCUGUACAGGGAUGUGAUGCUGGAGAUCUAUAGCCACCUGGUCUCAAUGGGAUAUCCAGUUUCCAAACCAGAUGUCAUCUCCAAGGUGGAACAAGAAGAGCCAUGGAUCAUAAAGAGAUACAUACCAAAUUGGAUCUAUCCAGCUCACAUACAGAGAAGACCAGAGGGUGGAGACAGAAGGGGCAGCACAGUAAUGUACAAGAAGCUGCAGCUGUUAAUGGAGUGACAUUAGGCAAGUUAAUUAACACUUCUAAACCUCAUUUUCUCUUUUAUAAAAUAAAAUCUA
Messenger RNA from Symphalangus syndactylus (siamang), 1498 nucleotides. Its product is annotated as zinc finger protein 300-like. NCBI's taxonomy places the organism in Eukaryota, Metazoa, Chordata, Mammalia, Primates, Hylobatidae. The record is from RefSeq and is a predicted model, not a curated record. Gene Ontology annotation, biological process: regulation of DNA-templated transcription.